Molecule: messenger RNA, 675 nt
Organism: Penicillium vulpinum
Lineage: Eukaryota; Fungi; Ascomycota; Eurotiomycetes; Eurotiales; Aspergillaceae
Product: ankyrin repeat domain-containing protein
Exons: 2
Coding region: 1-675 (224 amino acids)
Molecular function (GO): protein binding
Source: RefSeq, a predicted model, not a curated record
AUGAGCGCACGACUCUUUAUGAAGGCGACGCAAAAUACGUCAUACCAAAUCUUGCAGGCAUUCCUUGAUCAUGGAUGGGACAUUAACACGCCGAUUGACUCGAAUACGCCACCGGGAUUAGCCUUCUCUUAUCAUGACGCCGAUUUAACCAUGUGGUUCCUAGCCCACGGAGCAAACCCCAACCAGCGAUGUGAUAAAGAUUGCACCCCACUAUCUGUCGCAUUUGAAGUGGCUAGCUUCGAAAUUAUUCAAAUUCUUCUUGACCAUGGUGCCAGUCUAUCCCAAGGCCAAGUGAUGCACUAUGCAGCAGUUCGUCAAUUUGAUGAUCGACUUCAAGUUCUGGAGUUCCUGCUUGAGAAAGGUCUACCAAUCAACAACAUCAUGUAUCAAGAUUCUGAGGACUAUAAUGCCAAUAUGUUUAGUGGUAUUGGUACACCCCUUCAUUAUGCGGCUGAGAGAGGUCUACUUGACUCCGUGGAACUUUUAGUUGAGAGAGGAGCAUCAACAAGAAUUCGAGAUCCUGCAGGCCAAAUUGCUCUCGAAUGGGCUGAAUUCAACAAUCAAAAGGCCGUAGUGGACUUUCUUCGUCCAUUGUCUGUUGGAAAUGACUCACAAUCCGUGGCACAAUUUACAGAUGAACCCGGACGCCACUUUACCACCACUCCACUGGAGUAA